Messenger RNA from Labeo rohita (rohu), 817 nucleotides. Its product is annotated as major histocompatibility complex class I-related gene protein-like. The transcript is spliced from 4 exons. Lineage: Eukaryota; Metazoa; Chordata; Actinopteri; Cypriniformes; Cyprinidae. Bases 84 to 680 code for a protein of 198 amino acids. The record is from RefSeq and is a predicted model, not a curated record. Gene Ontology annotation, cellular component: external side of plasma membrane. Gene Ontology annotation, biological process: immune response.
CCAGCAGCUGCUGUGUGUGACAGGUGUGUUUCUAAAAGACAUUGGCUUUAACUGGCUCUCUAAAAACAUAAAAAGAGUUAAACAUGCGACUCUUUGUGCUUCUACUGUUUGGGAUUCAUCUCACAUUUGCUGGAAAACACUCUCUGAAAUAUUUCUACCUUUCCGUGUCUGGGGACGAUGAUGAAUUUACUACAGUUGGUCUGGUGGACGACCGUCAGUUCAUAUACUUUGACAUCAACACAAGGAAAGCUUUGCCAAAAGCAGAAUGGAUCAUGAGACAGAAUCAAGAAGCAGAUUACUUGGACAGACAGACGGCGUUGAUGAUUCAUGAACAUAACUGGAUUAAAAAACACGUCUGGAUCAAGUCAGCAGGUGUUCACACAUACCAGCUAAUCUACGGCUGUGAAUGGAACGAUCGGACUGGAGAAACAAAUGGGUUCCGGCAGUACGGAUAUGAUGGAGAAGAUUUCCUGUUUCUGGAUUUGAAGACGGAGAAAUGGAUUUCCUCAAUGGAGGAAGGAUUCAACACUCAAGAGAGGUGCAACAAUGAAACUGUCCGUCUCGAGUACUGGAAAUACUACCUCAAAAUUGAGUGCAUUGAGAUUCUGAAGGAGUUCCUGCAGCUCGAGAAAAGCAGCCUGGAGAAAACAGGAUGUGAAGGUCGGUACGCUUCUUCCUAAUGAGGACGGGACCUUCCAGAAGACUGUCACGCUACAGGCUGAACCUGACGAGUGGAGGAAGAACGAAUACACCUGUGUGGUGAAACUCAAUAGCGAAACCAUUAGAAAGAGACUCACAGACAAUGAGAUCAGGACCA